AUGGGGGACGCGGCGGAGUGCGGCGUGAAGGUGAUGUGUCGCUUCAGACCGAUCAACGAGUCGGAGCGGAGCCGGGGCGACAAAUACAUCCCCAAGUUUAACGGAGAGGACACGGUGGUGGUGGCGGGGAAGCCGUAUGUGUUCGACAGAGUCCUCCCUCCGAACUCUGAGCAGGUCCAGGUCUACGACACCUGCGCCCGACAGAUCGUUAAAGAUGUGCUGGGAGGAUACAACGGGACCAUCUUUGCUUACGGUCAGACGGCAUCAGGAAAGACUCACACCAUGGAGGGGAGUCUUCACGACCCGUGCUUGAUGGGAAUCAUCCCUCGUAUCACCAGAGACAUCUUCGACCACAUCUACUCCAUGGACGAGGACCUGGAGUUCCACAUCAAGGUCUCUUAUUUUGAAAUCUAUUUGGAUAAAAUCCGAGACCUCCUGGACGUGUCGAAGACCAACCUGUCGGUUCACGAGGACAAGAACAGGGUUCCCUUUGUGAAGGGCUGCACGGAGCGUUUUGUUUCCAGUCCGGAUGAAGUGAUGGACGUCAUCGACGAGGGGAAAGCCAACCGACACGUGGCCGUUACUAACAUGAACGAGCACAGCUCUCGCAGCCACAGCAUCUUUCAGAUCAACAUCAAGCAGGAGAACAUGGAGACGGAGCUGAAGUUGUCGGGGAAGCUCUACCUGGUGGACCUGGCAGGCAGCGAGAAGGUGAGUAAAACUGGAGCAGAAGGCGCCGUGUUGGACGAAGCCAAGAACAUCAACAAGUCCCUCUCCGCUCUGGGGAACGUCAUCGCCGCUCUGAGUGAAGGAACCAAAACACACGUCCCGUACCGAGACAGCAAGAUGACUCGGAUCCUGCAGGACUCUCUGGGGGGGAACUGUCGGACCACCAUCAUCAUCUGCUGCUCUCCUUCUGUUUACAACGAGGCUGAAACCAAGUCCACCCUCAUGUUUGGACAGAGAGCUAAAACCAUCAAGAACACCGUGUCUGUGAACCUGGAGCUGACUGCCGAGGAGUGGAAGAAGAAGUACGAGAAGGAGAAGGAGAAGAACAGGAGCCUGAACGUCACGAUACAGAAACAGGAGAACGAGCUGAAACGCUGGAGGAAAGGUGAGUCUGUACCUGUGGACGAGCAGCUGAGCAGCAGGAACAAGAAAAGCAGCAGUGAGACGACAGCAGUGACGGACAGCCUGGCCCCGCUGCCUGUCCCUCUACUAGAUGAACAGAAGACGCAGUACGAGACUCUCAUCACCGACCUGUACCACCAGCUAGACGACAAGGAUGAUGAGAUCAACCAUCACAGUCAGAAUGCCGAGGAACUCAAGCAGCAGCUGAUUGACCAGGACGAGCUGUUGGUGUCGAGCCGUCAGGACUAUGAGCGUGUGCAGGAGGAGCUGUCACGGCUGCACAGGGACAGCGACUCGGCCAAAGAGGAGGUGAAGGAGGUGCUGCAGGCGCUGGAGGAGCUUGCAGUCAACUACGACCACAAAAGCCAAGAAGUGGAGACCAAGAACCGCAGCAACAAUCAGCUGAACGAGGAGCUGGCACACAAAACUGUGAGUCUGGAGGCGGUUCAGAGGGAGCUGUCCACCCUGAACGAGGUCAGUUCUCAUCAUAAGAAGAGGUCAGCAGAGAUCCUCAGUCUGCUGCUCAGAGACCUCAGUGACAUCGGCAGCGUCCUCGGAACCACCGACCUCAAAGCUAUGACAGAGAUGAGUGGAGUAAUGGAGGACGAGUUCACCACAGCUCGUCUCUACAUUAGUAAAAUGAAGUCUGAGGUCAAAUCUCUGGUGAACCGCAGCAAACAGCUGGAAGUCAACCUGAUGGAGAACAUCUGCAGGAUGGAGGACAAUGAGAAGGAGCUCAACUCCUGUCAGCUGCUCAUCUCACAGCUCCGGGCGAAGAUUGUGUCUCUGACAGAAGACCUGCAUAGGGUCGAGCAGGAGAAGAGGAAGCUGGAAGAGGGUCAGGACGGUCUGAUGGAGGAGGUCGCCAAACUCAACGCUCAAGGUCAAAUGCACGAGGAUUCGGUGAUGGACAAAGAGAAAGAACACAUGAGCAGACUGAAGGAUGCUGUUGAGAUAAAGAGAACUCUGGAGGAACAGAUGGAGAACCACAGAGAAGUCCAUCACAAGCAGCUGAGUCGCCUCCGUGACGAGAUCGAGCAGAAGCACAGAGUGGUGGACCAGUUCAAAGAUGUGAAUCAGGCUCUGCAGCUGGAGAACCGGAAGCUUCAGUCUGAUUUGGACAAACUUAAAGCCGAGGACCAAAACAAAGGCCAGAAGCUUCAGAAGCUGCAGUUCCUGAAUGAAAAGAGAGAACAAGCCAAAGAGGACCUGAGGGGUCUGGAGGAAACUGUGGCCAAAGAGCUGCAGACACUGAACAACCUCCGUACAGUCUUCAUCCAAGACCUCAGCACGCGAGUCAAGAACAGUUCGGAGAACGACUGCGACGAGGCUGGUGGCAGUCUGGCUCAGAGACAGAGGAUCGUCUUCUUAGAGAACAACCUGGAGCAGCUCAGCAAGGUCCACAAGCAGCUCGUGAGGGACAAUGCUGACCUUCGCUGCGAGCUACCCAAGCUAGAGAAGCGUCUCCGGGCGACAGCAGAGCGAGUGAAAGCUCUGGAAGCUGCCCUGAGAGAUGCCAAGGAGUCGGCCGUGAGGGACCGGAAACGCUACCAACAGGAAGUGGACCGCAUAAAAGAGGCCGUGCGCUCCAAGAACGUCACCAGGAGAGGGCACUCUGCUCAGAUAGCCAAGCCAAUCAGAGCCGGACAUCAGCAUCAUCAGCACCCAUCCUCCUCUCCAUCCAUGAGACCGGCCAUCCGAGGAGGGGGGAUCAGGGCCAGUCCACGUCACCACUCCCCCCGACAGCAACCACCUCAACAACCGGAAAAACAACAACCCCAUCAGAGCUUCGUCAAGUAAGCAACAGGUGGUCUCACCGCUCUGCCUUUACUGGAACCAGACUCCUCGUUUGAAACAGCCAUCCCACCUUAAAGGCCAGCAAGUGCUUCUUCUGUCUUUGGCUUUUCAACCAAGUCUGUUUGUUCUGACCAAGUAAAUUCAGUUUGAUAACGAGUUUAAUGAAUAAAAUAGUUAAAAAAUGAGUAAAUGAUAAUGGUAAAUAAACUGAAUAAUGGCUUUGAUCAGUUAAAUAAUGAUGUUGAAUAAUGGCUUUAGGAAGUCAAAAUUGUUCAUCAUAAUUAUGUUAAAUUAAUUAAAUAACGGGUUUGAUAAACUAAAUAAUUAGUUAAUAAUAUGCUAAGUUGAAUUAGUUAAAUGUGUUUUAAAGUGGCAACAGACAACUUGCAUGAAUGUAUUUUAUUGUAUCGUAUUUUAUUGUAUUGAUAUUGUUUUUUGAUCUGCUCGGGAACUACAGAUGAAAAUGAGCUCAUGAGAUAACUCAUUUAAAUUGAGGUAAAAACAGAAAUAUUGAUUAUUAAGCACCGUCUCUGGUAAAUAGUGAAGAGUUUUUUUUUGUCUUCAUUGUGGCGCCGUUGGAUUGGAUGUAACAGAAUUUAUCAUCGUGAAGUUUAACCACCGCUCAUUUUAGAAGAAAAACGGCAUACAUUUUGUUGGUUUAUAAUUUUGAUAUAGUAAAUUAUAAACAACUUGUCUAUUGCCACUUUAUUGAGUUAAAUUAUGAGUUUAAUGACUGUUGAAUAAGUCAAUAUCUGCAGUUAGCAGGAGUUGAAUGAAAAUAACCUGAAUGGUGUUUUCUUUCCAUUCCCCGGUUAAAAGAUGAUCUAAAUCUAAAUGUUUAGAAAGAUAAAUCACAAGUUUGGAGUGAUGUGAAUUGAAGUAAUAAUUAGAUGUUGAGUAAACAUUUCCGCUUUUGCAUUCCAGCCAAAUAUCUCAAGAAUAUUUACAACAAUUUUGAAAUAAAAACAAUGUCUCAGAGGUGAUAGUGGGGACCUGAACCUUUAUAUAAAGCUGACAUAAUUAUCUUCAGUGUCAAUAACAGUUGGAUACAAUCAUUUAUGUCGCUGUUUACGUCAUGAACUUCUGUGCUUUGAGGAAUAUUUCAUUGUAAUAUAUCGUUCACACUUUACACAGAAAAACAAUAACAACAAUAAAACAAUGUUCAUCAUCUGAAAACUGUCCCAUUAGGAAAAGAAAUACAUGAACAGUUAGGAAUAAUAAAAUAAAACCACAUAUAAUGAAGAACUCAUUUUAAUGUACUGUUACAGUUACAAUAUAAUACAAAACAAAAAAGUUACAUUAUGAUGACAUAUUGUUGAAUUAAAUAAUAUAAUGAUUAAAGAAAAAAAGUUAUAUAUAAAUUAUGACUUUUCUUCCAAAAACACAAUUUAAACUCAAUGACCUGAUUUAAAGAUUAUAUAUAUAUAUGAAUGUAUUGUGACUUUCCUUAGAAAUUCACACAUAUAUAUACAUAUUUUUUCAUCUUGAAAAUGAACAUUUUUGCCCUAUCAAUUAAGUUGUAAGCCGUACAUUGAUGUACUUUUAUUAUUCCUAACAUGUUAUGAUGUUUUUAUUUCCCUGGACUGAAUGUUUUAUCAACCUGAUAGUGUUUUUUAAAUAAUUCAUAGAUUUAUUAAAUGGAUUUCUUUUUUACCUUCAUCAGCUCAGAUUGUUUCUAUCUGUGUAAACUUUCUACAGUGUUGAUGUGCUCUAAGUGUUGUAACUGAACUUUAU
This is a messenger RNA of Cyclopterus lumpus (lumpfish), 4662 nucleotides long. RefSeq names its product kinesin heavy chain-like. The record is from RefSeq and is a predicted model, not a curated record. Gene Ontology annotation, molecular function: microtubule binding; ATP binding; microtubule motor activity. Gene Ontology annotation, biological process: microtubule-based movement. The transcript is spliced from 26 exons. The coding region runs from base 1 to 2931 and encodes 976 amino acids. NCBI's taxonomy places the organism in Eukaryota, Metazoa, Chordata, Actinopteri, Perciformes, Cyclopteridae.